AUGGAGUUGGACAGAAUAAGCAACUUACCAGGUGGUGUUAUACAGAAGAUUCUGUCGUAUUUGCCGAUCAGGGAGGCGGUGAGGACAAGUGUUUUGUCCAGCAACUGGAGGUGCAAAUGGGCUAUGCUUCCGCGUCUCGUGUUUGAUGAUCAACAAAUCGGUGCAACCAGCAAGUCAAGGAGGAGGAAGACUACGUUUGUGAGCAUUGUUGAUCGUGUUCUGUUGCUUCAGAUCGGCCCCAUUGAUGCUUUUGAGCUUGUUUAUCGGAAGUUUAUUGCUGCUAGUGAUGUCGACAGAUGGAUUCUUCAUCUGACGAGGAAAUCUCUGAAAGAGUUCACGCUUGCAAAAUUCCGGGGGUCUCGAUAUAAUGUAUCGUCGUGUUUGUUUUCUUGCCAAGAGUUGGUUCAUUUGGAUUUACACAAUUGUUCAGUCAAGCCCCCUUCGGCGUUCAAAGGCUUCAGGAGAUUGAAGAGUCUUCGUCUUGAGAAUGUUGCCGUUGCCCAAGAUGCGUUUGAAAAAUUGAUUGGUUACUGCCCCCUGCUUGAGAGACUGACUCUGAUUGACUUAAAUGGUAUCACCCAUCUCAAGAUCGAUGCACCUAAUCUCAAAUUCCUUGAAGUCCAUGAUACUUUUGAGGAUGUUAAGGUUGACAAUACCUUAAAUCUGGUUGAUGUUUCAAUUGAUUUUGGUGAAGCUUCUAGCCACUCUAGCAAUUUGCUCAAGUAUUUUGUUCAGCUACCACUUAUGGAAAGGCUCACAAUCAAGGGUUUCCUUUCAAAGUGUGCUAUUGGUGCCUCGGCAGAGGAGCUGCCUAAACCAUAUCAAUGUCUUAAGUUCCUUUCUAUAGGUAUACGCUUGAAUAAUUUGGAGGAGAUAUUAGCUGCUUUAUGCUUUCUGAGAAGCUCACCUGCUCUACAAGAACUCAAAAUUUCAGUUCACCAAGAAGGUGAGGCUACAGCUGGAGAAGCGACCAAUUGGCUAAAUGAAAACCAUAAUUGGGCAUUCACCCAACUCCGACUUAUGAAAGUGACUGCCUUCUCUGGUGUUAAAGCUGAAGUAGACUUCAUCAAAAUUCUUCUUUUGUGCUCUCCUGCUCUUGAAGAACUAGAAAUUGUGGCACCUUUUGAAGAUCAGGCUGUCUCAGGAGAAGUGAAUUCUUGGUUAGAUGCCAACCUGAACUGGGCAUUCACCCAACUGCGACUUGUGAAAGUGACUUCCUUCUCUGGUGUGAAAGCUGAAGUAGACUUCAUUAAGUUUCUGCUUUUAAGCUCUCCUGCUCUUCAAGAACUACAGAUUUCGGCUCGCGAUCAGGUAGUUCUCGGAGAAGCGAACCCUUGGUCAGAUGACAACCAAAAUUUUGUAUUCACCCACCUACGAGUUGUGCAGUUAACAGGCAUUCAUGGAGUCAAACCUGAAGUAGAUUUCAUCAGAUUUCUGCUUUCAAGUUCACCUGUGCUUGAGAGGAUGACUAUUCAGCCUACUUCUGCGGAUUGUUCUUUGGAAUUGUUGAAGAAAUUGGUCCAGUUUAGGCGUGUGUCAGUGGAUGCAGAGAUAAGCUACUUGGAUCCACUAAGUUCAGAUUCUGAUGAGAAUUCUGACUUUGAUUCUGAUGAUUAUACUGAUGAUCUUGAGUCUGAUUCAGAUUCUGACUGAACUGUUUUGCUAGGACUAGUUAAGUCAUGGGUUCUUGAUAGGAUUUCAUAAAUGGUUCUUGCGUUGGUACUUGAGGGUUAGUUCUGAGAAUUAGCUGUAGUCUACACCCGUUAUGGUUUUUGUUAGAAGUUAGCAUAUACAGUUUUCAGUAGGAGCCACACUGCCCACACAGCUUGCUUGCUAAUGAGCGAUCUUCAU
Messenger RNA from Fragaria vesca subsp. vesca, 1851 nucleotides. Its product is annotated as F-box/FBD/LRR-repeat protein At1g13570-like. NCBI's taxonomy places the organism in Eukaryota, Viridiplantae, Streptophyta, Magnoliopsida, Rosales, Rosaceae. The record is from RefSeq and is a predicted model, not a curated record. Bases 1 to 1653 code for a protein of 550 amino acids. Gene Ontology annotation, molecular function: protein binding. The transcript has 5 exons.